This is a messenger RNA of Neodiprion fabricii, 1166 nucleotides long. RefSeq lists its product as uncharacterized. The transcript has 6 exons. Lineage: Eukaryota; Metazoa; Arthropoda; Insecta; Hymenoptera; Diprionidae. The coding region runs from base 58 to 1083 and encodes 341 amino acids. The record is from RefSeq and is a predicted model, not a curated record.
CUGGAGGUACUCGAUAGCGCCCAAAAUCCUGAGAAGCUCGGAAAUGUCGUUUGGGAAAUGUUGCCGCAAGUUUUGGCCGCUGGGCAUGAAAUGAACAUUCACAACACGACAAACGUUUUGAAGCUCGCUGUCAUAUUGGAACCGAAUGAAAUGUCAGGAAUAGCCCUAGUUCGUUUCUUGUAUCAGCUGAUAAUGUUCAUUCUCAAAAACGAGUAUGACUCAAAUCUUGUUUCUUUGGGGAUCAGAAACGCUUAUUGUCUUUUGCAACUGUGCAUUCGCCGGAAUGUCGUUCAAGGUAUCACGAUGUUUACAAAGGAACCGAGGCUCAUCACAGUUCUAAAAAAUGUCGCAUUCGCUAAAAAGGAUCCAGCCCUUUCGUACAUUUGCUUCCGUUGCUUGUCGUUCCUCAUCAGCUGCCAAGCAAAGUACUCGAUCCAGUGCCCAGACUGUUUGGAAAUAGAAUUGGAUGACUUACUCAAAGAGAUGUCUGUCGACGAGUGUUCAGGCGCCGUCGAGCUUGCCACCGUGAUGCUAAUCGGGAAAGUCGAGAAUCCCGUAAUCAAGUUGAAGAAAAUGUCGCCUGGUUCGAGCUCCGAUAACGUGAUAAUCGCGUUCUAUCUCCAGCUUCACGGGAAUCUCGCUAAAAGUGGACCUGCGGAUAGAGAAUUGUUGUAUAUCCUGCUUGUGAAGCUGCUUGAUUAUUGCAAGGCGGUGGGUAAUCUAAAAAUUCUGAAGAAUCUUUGCGAGCAGCCGUGGACUUGCAUCAUUAUAAAAAUGACGAUAGAGGCAAAUCGGUCAGUGAUGGAUUCCGACUUCAUGGUAUUCGUCUCCAACUGGCUCUUUCACCGGUAUUAUAUAUCACGAAGUUAUUCUGCUCCACGGGAACACCGGUCCCUCUGCCGAGAUCAGUUCGAUACCACCCUCGAUCUCAUAGGGAAGGCUUCUCUCGCCACCUACAGGAAGUAUCCCAAGAGAAGUUCACUCCGCGAACUUAUAGACAUCCUGAUGAUCUUCCAAGAUCAAUUUUCAGAGGAUGUAGCGGUCGAGAUGAUGGAUUUGGAGAUACGGCUUGGCAAAAAUUAAGUCCGCACUUAUAGUAGCAAUUUGAUAUUCCGAAUUACAUAGUUACCUUAUGGUUAUAAAAUUAAAAAAUAAUUAAUUUUUAU